Messenger RNA from Cordyceps fumosorosea ARSEF 2679, 1290 nucleotides. Its product is annotated as phosphoserine aminotransferase. Gene Ontology annotation, molecular function: O-phospho-L-serine:2-oxoglutarate transaminase activity; pyridoxal phosphate binding. Gene Ontology annotation, cellular component: cytoplasm. Gene Ontology annotation, biological process: L-serine biosynthetic process. NCBI's taxonomy places the organism in Eukaryota, Fungi, Ascomycota, Sordariomycetes, Hypocreales, Cordycipitaceae. Bases 1 to 1290 code for a protein of 429 amino acids. The transcript has 2 exons. The record is from RefSeq and is a predicted model, not a curated record.
AUGCCUUCCCGAGCAGACAUCACCUACUUCGGCGCCGGCCCGGCCUUGCUGCCCAGCGACGUCCUCGAGACGGCCGCGCAGGCGCUGCUCAACUUCCAGGACACCGGCCUGGGCAUCGCCGAGCACUCGCACCGCUCCGAGCUGGCCACCAAGAUCAUCAACGAGGCCAAGGCCGACCUGGCCACCUACCUCGACAUCCCCGACGACUACGAGGUCCUCUUCAUGCAGGGCGGCGGCUCCGGCGAGUUCUCCGCCGUCGUCUACAACCUCGUCGGCGCCUGGGUCGCCCGCAAGCGCCGCGAGCUCUUCGCCGCCCUGAAGAAGUCGGAGACGGACGAGGCCAACGACCCGGCCCUGGCGCAGGAGCUGCGCUCCGCCGUUGACCGCGACCUGAAGCUCGACUACGUCGUCACCGGCGGCUGGUCGCAAAAGGCGGCCGCCGAGGCCGCCCGUCUCCUCGGAUCGGAGCACGUCAACGUCGUCGCGGACGGUCGCGGCGCGGACGGCAAGUUCGGCGCCAUCCCGGACGAGGCCACCUGGAAGCUCUCCAAGGACGCGGCGGCGGUCUACUACUGCGACAACGAGACGGUCGACGGCGUCGAGUUCCAGGGCUUCCCCAAGGUGCUGGCGCCCGGCCCGGACGGCGAGGGCCCGAUCGUCGUCGCCGACAUGUCGUCCAACAUCCUCUCGCGCAAGAUCCCCGUGCGCAACUUUUCGCUCAUCUUCUUUGGCGCGCAAAAGAACCUCGGGUCCACGGGCAUCACCGUCGUCAUCAUCAAGAAGAACUUGCUCCCGCCCAGCCUGUCCCAGCCGUCGGCGACGCUGAUGCGCAGCCUGGGCCUCCCCAUCCCCCCCAUCAUCUUCUCCUACGAGACCAUCGCCAAGAACAACAGCCUCUACAACACGCUGAGCAUUUUCGACGUGUACAUUGCCGGCCAGGUCCUGAAGAAGCUUCUCAACACCUACCCCAACCUCGUGGAGGGCCAGGAGCAGGUCUCCGCCAAAAAGGCCGAGCUCGUCUACGGCGCCCUCGACGCGCACCCCGAUGUCUACAAGGUCGUCCCGCAAAAGAGCGUGCGCUCGCGCAUGAACGUCUGCUUCCGCGUCACCAAGGGCGGCGACGUCGACGAGACGGAGAAGAAGUUCCUCAAAGAGGCGACGGCGCUUGGUCUAACCGGCCUCAAGGGUCACCGUUCCGUCGGCGGCGUGCGUGCUUCUCUGUACAACUCUAUUCCUCUGGAGGGCGCCGAAAAGCUUGCCAAGUUCAUUAACGACUUUGCCAAGGCAUGA